Molecule: messenger RNA, 1012 nt
Organism: Pogoniulus pusillus (Red-fronted tinkerbird)
Lineage: Eukaryota; Metazoa; Chordata; Aves; Piciformes; Lybiidae
Gene: FAM167B
Product: family with sequence similarity 167 member B
Exons: 2
Coding region: 148-708 (186 amino acids)
Source: RefSeq, a predicted model, not a curated record
GACGUGGGUGCAGCUGGUAGGAGUUGGGUGAGAGUCACUGCUCGGAGUGCUCCUCCUCAUCGGGCUGCUCCUCAACCUUUGCACAGGAGGUUUGAAGGGGAGAGAGGUCUCCCAAGGGUCUGGGGUGGCACUCAGGUGAGGGCCAUUAUGGCCUUCAGCCAGCUGAAGUUCAAGGAGCUGGGUGAGGAGGAGGAGGAGCCCACCUGGGAGGAGGAGAGUAUGGACAGAGUGAAGGCUUUGACGGCCAAGCUGAAGCUGCAGACGCGGAGACCUUCCUACCUGGAGUGGGAAGCUCGGGUGCGGGGCCAGCCCUGGCGCAGCCGCACCGCGGGAGGGGCAGCAGGGGCAGAGCUGGCACCUGAGCACCCCGAGGAUAAGCAGGAUGGGAGGGUCUGUGGUUUUGCCACCAUGGAGGCAGCUCUGGAGUGGCUCAGGAUGGAGCUGCGGGAGAUGCAGGCGGUGGACCAGCGCCUGGCGCAGCAGCUGAUGCGCCUGCGGGCACAGCUGCACCGCCUGAAGGUGGAGCAGGCCUGCCACCAGCACAAGGAGAUGCUGGAUGAUGCUACCUUCGGCCUCGAGGGCUGCGAGGAAGACUCCGACCUGCUCUGCAACAUCCCCCCCAAGGCUGCCUUCCUGCUCUCCAUGCCACUCAAGCACAUCGGUGUCACCCGCAUGAACAUCAACUCCCGGCGCUUCUCCCUCUGCUGAGCCCUGCUGGCAGCCUCCUGGGCACCCAUGGCUACAUCUGGACCUGGCAGGGCUCAAGGAUCCCUCCCAAAAUGCCCUGGGGAACUGCUGAGCUCCUCCAGAACAGGCAGUGCUGAGCCAUGGUGUUGCCAGCCUUGCUCCAGAGCAAUGCCAUGCUGUAGUGGCAUGGGAAAUGCCACCAUCCCCAGCGGGUACAGAGCAUUUGGGGGCACCCAGUGCCCUGUCUCUCAGUACGUUGGGGUCAACCACAGUGGACAAUGUGGGGAGCAGCCUUUGAAGGAGGAAUAAAAGGAGGUGAAGGUGA